Molecule: messenger RNA, 2772 nt
Organism: Chlamydomonas reinhardtii
Lineage: Eukaryota; Viridiplantae; Chlorophyta; Chlorophyceae; Chlamydomonadales; Chlamydomonadaceae
Exons: 17
Coding region: 110-1963 (617 amino acids)
Biological process (GO): translational initiation
Cellular component (GO): cytosolic small ribosomal subunit
Molecular function (GO): mRNA binding; ribosome binding; tRNA binding
Source: RefSeq, a predicted model, not a curated record
CUAAUUGUUUGAGGGGAAAGGCUAUACUGCAUACACAAGAAACGAGCUUGACUGCUUUUGCGCGUUUGGUCCAACCACCAGCAGACUAAUUUGCUUGCUGUUCCUGAAAAUGAGCACCCAAAUUCUUGGGAGAACGCCGGACGGCAUAUCUCUGCUGACUGUGGGCUCACAGGAUCAGCAGCAGCUGUGCGGGUCCGGGGCGCCUAUUUUGUGCUCGGGGGAUGGCGCACAGCUGGUCGCGCUGGGUCCGGGCGCAGUCAAGCUUGUGGACAUCUCCAGCGCGCAGGAGGCCUCAUCGCUGCCUGAGGACGCGGUGGUCUUGUCCGCCUUCUCCUCGGGGGGUGGCUACCUGGUCACCGCGCAGCGGCCCGGCAAGGCCGCUGACGGCAGCAUGUCUAAGAACCUCAAGGUGUGGGAGGUAGCGAGCGGCAAGUGCCUCUUCUCCAUCGCGCACAAGCAGGUGGCCAAGGACAACUGGCCGGUGCUGCACUGGGCGCCCCACGACUCGGCUUUUGUGUACAUGGUCACAAACACCGUGCAUGUGUACAGCCGCAAUGACAACUUCGCCACCUACCGCAAGGUGACCAUCAAGGGCAUCGGCGGCCUGGCGCUGAGCCCCGUGGCGGCCCCCGGCGGCGGCCUGCCGCAGCUGGCGGCGUUCCUGCCCGAGGCCAAGGGCACCCCGGCCGGCGCGGGGCUGUACGGGCUGGAGGGCAGCCCCGAGCCCACCGCCACAGUGCGCAAGAGCUUCUUCCGGUCGCAGGGCGCUCAGCUGAUGUGGAACAGCCUGGGCACGGCCUGCCUGGUGCUGAGCUAUGCCGACUACGACGCCACCAACCAGUCCUACUACGGCGAGCAGAAGCUGCAUUACCUGCCUGCAGACCCAGCCAAGGCCGAGGAUGCAGUGACUGUGCCGCUGCCCAAGGAGGGCCCGGUGCACGACGUGCAGUGGUCGCCGGCGGGCGACUACUUCAUCGCGGUGGCCGGCUUCAUGCCCGCCAAGGUGACACUGUUCAACGCGCUGUGCAAGCCGGUGUACGACCUCGGCAGCGGACCCUACAACCUGGUGCGCUGGAACCCCUUCGGCCGCUUCUUCGCCAUCUGCGGCUUCGGCAACCUUCCGGGUGACAUCAUGCUGUUUGACAAGAAGACCAGCGGCAGCUGCAAGCAGAUGGGCGCUGUGCGCUCGCCCGCCGUCAGCGCGGAGUGGAGCCCCUGCGGCCGCCUGCUGCUCACUGCCACCACCGCGCCGCGCCUGCGUGUGGACAACAACGUCAAGGUCUUCACCUACUACGGCGAGCAGAAGGCGCACGUGCCCUUCGCGACGCUGCUGGACGCGGCGUGGCGGCCCGUGGCCAAGGACACCUACCAGGACCGGCCCCAGUCGCCCGAGCGGCUGUCCGCCGCCGCAAAGGGCGAGGUGGCCACGUCAGCACCCACCAAGCCCUCCUACGUGCCGCCACACCUGCGCGCCGCCGGCGUGACCUCCACCGCCGCGGUUUCCUCGGGCGCCAAGUUCUCACUCGCACGCGACGACGACGACCGGCCGGGCAAGAUCGGCGCCGCGGGCGGGCGCAGGACAGUGCUGCCGCCGGGCGCGGAGUUUAUUGCGGGCGGUGGCAACGCCAAGGCAGCGAGCAAGAACGCCAAGCGCCGCGCCAAGAAGAAGGCCGGGGAGGCCAGCGGCGAGGGAGACGAGGGCGAGGAGGCGGGCGGGGCCGAGGGCGCGGAGGCGGCGACUGCGGCGCUGGCGUCGAGCUCUCUGCAGGAUGCGGCAGCAGCGGCGCCGUUGAGCGAUGAGGAGGCGCGGCAGAAGCGCAUCCGCGCGCUGCAGAAGAAGCAGCGGCAAAUCCAGGAGCUCAAAGACAAGCGGGCGGCGGGAGCCACCAUGACUCCGGAGCAGCUGGAGAAGCUGGCGGGCGAGGCGGCGCUGAUGCAGGAGCUGGCUAGCCUGGGGGCGUGAGGGGCGUGAGGGGCGGCCGGGGCCUGUAGCUAGCCGGCAUGGGGAGCAGCAGCCAGCAGGAGGGCGCCGAGGAGGGCGCUGAGGAGGAGGAUGAGGAGGAGGGGGGCUUGGAGCAGGGCUUGGAGGAGGGCUUGGAGAAGGAGUGGAGCAGGAGCACGGCGUGUGGUGAGGGCUUGGGGAGCACCAGCAAUGAAUAUGCGCCUGAGCAGCAGCUGGCAUGAGGCGAGCGUGGGCGCAAGGGACUCAGGAGGACUUGAUGACGACAACGACGGCAAUCAGUUGCGGGACAAGUUGCAGGAUGGAACGUGCUGGCAUUUGCUGGAGGAUGCUAGGAAAGAGGGAUGUCCGGAUGUGGCAACGACGGGGCAGCGGAAUGGACCAGACAAGCACAGGGGUCUGUUACCGGAGUGCUUUCUGUGUGGGGCACACGGCGGUCGGCGACAAUGACUUGCGGUGCGUGCACUGUUGCGGUACGUGUAGGAUGUGGAAUGCUGGCAUUGCUAGAGGAGGAAGGAUGCUGGGACAAAAGGGCUGGCCGGACCAAGGGCCGGCCUAACUUCGCCAGUGUGGCCGCGUGUGGCAGUGGGCGCGCGGCAGGCGCUGUGCUUAGAGCUGCUCUGCAAGGCCAGCAGAACGUUUUCGGCACAAGCCGGUCCCAAGCGCGAUAUGGCGAUGCACGAAGGGGCAGGGGAAGUGAACCGGACCAUUUAGGUACCUGUGCCGUCCCAGGUCCAGAGCAGGGUGUUCGUUCUCCACGUCACUGGCUCGUGAACUGCGUCAGCAGGUCCCUCUUGUAACCAAUGCAAUCU